UUAUUGUUUGUAUUAUAGAAAGAUUUUAUCAAGAUGAAGUUAAUUAUUUGAUUUUAUAGAUUAAAUGUCAGAAGAAUCGGAAUAUGUCAUUAACUUACUCAAAGGAUCCGUAUCUAAUAUAGAAGCUGUAAGAAAUGAAGCCUCAUUGAGGAUUAUUGAGCUUGAAUCCAAUGCUUCUUUCCUCUCAACUCUUUUACAUAUCUCAACAACCCGUAACGAUGAUUUUUCAAAGCUCUCGUUUAUUAUUUUAAAAAAUUCAGUUUGUAAACUAUUAUCUCGUUUGAAAACAAACGAUCCUAACACUAAUGUAGAUUACCGUCAGCUUUUCUCAGACAUUAAACUUAAGCUUCAGCAAACUAUUGAAUUGGUGUAUGAGGCCAAUAAUGUCAUUAUGCCUAAGGAGUUCUGCCUUUUAAUUAGAUCUGUGUUUAGAAAUGAAUUCCCAUUAAAUUGCCCAGAAUUUUACUAUUUCUUCAUUUUAAGACUAAAAUCAAUUGAAAACUCAAUUGAUAUUAAGGCUUAUAAUUUGAUAUUUCUGCUCCACCAUGUGUUUAAGGAACGCAUUUCUAUGCGCAUUUUUAAGGAUAGAAAUGUAACAAAUCAAAUGGCCGAACAGUUUUACCCAUAUUUAUCUAAAAUUUGGUCAAUUCAAUUUUUUCAGAAGUGGAAGAAAUUGGAAUUAAACCCAGAUCUACUCCACACUGAAUUUGACCCGAUUCAACUUAAAUUUAACCUGUAUCUGGACUGUAUUAUACUUAAUUUCUAUUCCUACUGCUUUAGAACUGUGUACAAAAAUCAAGAAUUGCUCCAAUUGUUGUCAAAUUUUUUACAAAAAUUUACCAUCCUGUCGAAAGUUUUACAGCAUUCAAAUGCUACUGCUGGUUCAGAGCGUUUAACAGUAGUUGUAAAAAAUGUACUAAGAAUGUUGAAAGGGUUUGCACUUUUAUUUGAAAAGGUGCCUUACGAUUUUGUGUUUUUAGAUUUUUCACUUUUAUUGGACCAAGUUUUUGACUUUCUAGUACACUCUGGAGCCGGAUUGCAAGAGUUUGAAACUGAGUCAAUCAAAUUAAUGACAACAAUUUUCAGCUCGAGUUCAGUGAAUAAUGACAAUUAUUCUAAAAUUUAUUUUGAUAAUGUGGAGCCGAUCCCAGCAGUUCAGUCAAGUGUGUCACCAAUAAGCUCUCCUAAAACCCAUCACAAGGUUGAUAUUAACAAUGUGCCAUACUAUAAAAACUUUGAAGAACUUGUAAGUCUAAACCCAGAAUUAAAGGAAAGCCAACUUGAAGUCUUAAUGGAACGCCAGUUAACAUUUUAUUUUUACAAAAUACUUGGUUCUAGAGGUGGAUUCCUAAAGUUUCUUGACCUCCUAAGGACUAAAUAUUUAAGACUUGAUGAAAACACUAUUGAAUGUUGGAAUGAUGAAGAGGUUCCUACAACAGCUCCAGCCCUGAACUUAGUUCCUGACUUAAUUUCUUGUAUGAAUAUUAAAUUAGUUGACCUGUUUAAUUUUACAUUUAACUCGAUAGUUAACUUCAGUUUAAACAAUUUCCUUGAUAUGAAUAAUUUCUUGGAGUAUGACACUUUUCUCCAGAUUUACACUCUGUGUUUCAAGGACUUUUAUAACUUUCAUUGCUAUAAGCAUUUUGUAGCGCUUUUAGAAUCUUUCAGCAACAUUGUAAAUUUAUUAGAUACUGAACGGAGUAACCGAGUUUUAUCCAAAGUCAGCAAGUUGCUGGUGUUUAGAAUUAGUAGGAUACUUAACCUCUGGUGUAAGAAGCCACUAAUAACACACGAAACUAAGGCGAAAAUAUUGUCAUUUCUGAUAAAGUGUGUUUCGUCACAGGACCCACAACUGAAAGUUCAAAGCCUGGUACCACUUAGUAACCUGUAUAAAAAUAGCGAGGACGAGAAUAUUUGGCGUGAAUUGCCUAAAACCCAACCGAUCAAUCAGCUGAUAAAGGACUUAUUACUAAUAGCCACGACUACGGUGCCUGUAAUUCGGACUAGAAGUCUGGAGUUGGCUUGUAAAUUAUGUUUGGAGUAUGACGAAUGUAGAGCUAAUUUUGAUUCCGUUUUAGAUCUCUACUGUAAACUUCAAUCAGCAGAAAUUUGUGAAGCUAUUUUAAGUGCAAUUUUAGAGUUUACAGCCGAUUUAGAUUGGAAGGACUGGGAUGAAGACUUUGAUGAUCUUAACUAUAACUUUACCAAAUUUGUUAGCGGCAUUGUUUAUAACACGGUAGUUGUAGGGGAACAAGGGCUAAAAAUAGUAAGUAUUACAAGGUAUAGUUUGAUAGAUGAGUUGUUUCUCGCAGUAUGGCUAAGCAUUCUGAGAAUUUUGCCAAAACCUACUAGUGAACCAGAAAAGUGGUUUGGACAAAUAUUUAGCCUUUUUGGUCCGUUUCUAGAUUAUAUUUCCAACGUUGAAAGUUUAUUUGAAGAUACUCUUUUCAAUAAAUUCUCAAUACAAAUAUUAACAGAAUAUGUUUCAUUUCUUAAUACUAUACUACAUUUCAACAAGGAUUACACUGUGAUGGGUGAAGAACGUAUUUUUAGUAAUCGUUAUACCACAUUUAGUCUUAACAAAUUAUAUAAUCUGUCACAUCUGAAUCCAAUUGAUGUCAAUCACCCAGUUGGUUCACUGCUAAUGGAUUUGAUGUUAGCAGUUUUGAGUACUUUCGGUCUUAGUGAACAAAUGACAGAACGAUACUAUGGAAUUUUGGAUAUGUUCUUCAAGUUUUUAGAGUCAUGUGUAGUGGCGGAUUUAUCUUCUGAUAAAGUUGCAGCAUUGGGAAUUGAUCAGAAAUGGACAAAUUUUCAACCUUUGAAAAUUAAAAAGGAGUCUUUGGCUACGAUUAAAAGGCUUUUACCAUUGGUUAAUAAGAUAGUACUAAGUACUAAGAUUUUAAACCCAUACUUUAUGGCAAGGAAUGUGCAGGAUUUUGAAUCUUGGAUAAAUGAGAGGGUUUUGACCCUGAUAAACGCGUUUAGAUAUGCCAGAAAUGACUUUGUUAGAGUCGGUUAUAUAGUACUCGUCUGCACAAUCAUGUCCACUUUUCCUCAAGUUGUCUAUCCUUUCAUUAAGAUAAGCGAAUCUGGUUCCGGACGUUUAAACAACAGUAAUGCUCAUAGUUUAAAAGAUUGCCUAUUUGUCAUCAGCUGGUUCUUAAAUGUGUUGAAUGAAACGUACUAUUGUCCCUUCGAAGAUAGCACGACUCUACAUCCAGAAAAGGUCGAAAACUUUCUAAUCCCGCACUCAUUUAGGUUUCAAUUAAUCAAAGACAGAUCUCUGAUAAAUACCGACGCUGAACAUCCCAAAAAAGAUACUAUAAAAAUGGGUGUGAAGUAUAUAAAGGAAACAACUUCGAGGUUAUCACCAGACUACUCCAGUCUUGUUUUUGGCGAUUUAAAGGGACUCAGCAAUGAUAUUGUUGAUUAUAUUAAAAAAUUAUAA
Messenger RNA from Theileria parva strain Muguga, 3451 nucleotides. RefSeq lists its product as uncharacterized. The transcript has 5 exons. The record is from RefSeq and is a predicted model, not a curated record. NCBI's taxonomy places the organism in Eukaryota, Apicomplexa, Aconoidasida, Piroplasmida, Theileriidae. The coding region runs from base 65 to 3451 and encodes 1128 amino acids.